This is a messenger RNA of Cylicostephanus goldi, 234 nucleotides long. The record is from the annotation of a GenBank genome assembly. Lineage: Eukaryota; Metazoa; Nematoda; Chromadorea; Rhabditida; Strongylidae.
CCAUCGAUCCUUACUGUAGCAGCCCAGCAUGGACAUCUGGAAUUACUACCUCUUUUGGUACCUCUGGACGGAAUGAAAACAGCUGACAAAGCUUUGGAAGAAGCUGCUAAGCACGGACAUGUGAAGGUGAUUCGAUAUCUUCUGGCACAGAAAUGGUCGAACGAAGAACAACGAAGAUCAGCGAUUGGUAAUGCUAUGGUUGCAGCUUCCGGUGCAGGUGUGUUGAGCUUGUAA